Dictyostelium discoideum AX4 is the source of this 2175-nucleotide messenger RNA. RefSeq lists its product as hypothetical. The record is from RefSeq and is a predicted model, not a curated record. The transcript has a single exon. Lineage: Eukaryota; Evosea; Eumycetozoa; Dictyosteliales; Dictyosteliaceae. Bases 1 to 2175 code for a protein of 724 amino acids.
AUGGAAAAACAAAAUGAAAAUUUAUUUUGGUCAGUUUUUAGAAAUAAAUUUUUAAAUAGAUUAAUUUUUAAAAGUUCAGAAUUUAAAUUUGGAGUUUAUACAUACUAUGAAAUGAAUAAUGUUGGUUGGAUGAUAAAUCAUAAACAUUUUUCAUUACUAAAAGAAAAGAUUAUCAGAAAUGAUAGAAAUCUAAAUUUUUUUAAUCACAACAAUGAUUUGUGUAGUAAAUAUCCAAUAUUUAAAUAUUUCAAACAAGACACAGAAUUAUUUUCAAAAUUACUCGAAAAUUUCAAAGAUGAAAAAUCACUUUCCCAAUUGACUUUUUCAAAUUUUGAACUUUUAGCACUCAAAAAUGAUAAUGUAGCCAUGUUAUCAGUUAUAAUUAACCAAUUCAAACAUUAUUCGGAAUUAGAAACAUUCUAUAAAGUUAUUAAUAUUGGAUCUAUAGAAAUUGCAACUUAUUUAUUUAAUAAUUAUUUUCAAGAUAUUCUAUUAAAAGAACAACCAGAAUCAAUCAAUACAUUAUGGAAUGAAGCAAUUGGAUAUCAACCAAAUAUAAAAUCAAAAUAUAAUAAAGAGUUUAUUUUUACAAAUAGUGAAGAAGUUUAUAAUAAAAAAGUUGAAUUUUAUAUAACAAAUAUUUCAAAGGUGAUACCACCAUUUUCAUUGAAUUCAUAUACCAACUCACCUACUCCAAUAGAAAUCAAUCAGUAUGGGAAUCCAACACUAUUUGGUAUAUCAAUUUAUGAACUUAGUUUAAAAAGAAUAAUUAAAUGUUGUAAAACAAUAUCAUUUUUAUUAUCAGCAAAUGAACAACCAGAAUUUCAAUAUUCAAAAAAUGAUAUCAUUGAAAUGGAACAAUUAAAACAAUAUGAAAUUCCAGAUUUAAUAUUUACAAAUAGUGAACUAAAUUCAAAAAUGCAAUCAUUUAGUUUUAAAAAUACAAUAGUUCAAAGAUUGUAUGAAAUGGUAUUAUUAUUUUCAGAUUCUCCAGGUCUCUAUAAACCAUCAAUUGCAAAUAUUGCAUUUUAUCAAAUGAAAUACCAUGAAGUGUUCAAUAAUAAAGAUUAUAACAGAAUAUUCAACCCUCAAAGUUUUGGUUAUUUUAUUGGUGUAUGUAGUAAUACACCUGGUCUAUUUUUAUUAAAUAAUAUAUUUGAAUAUUGUAGAAAUGAUAGAGAUGAAAGAAUUAUUCCCUACUUUAAAGAUGUAAUUAAAGAAAUAGUAGGUUCACCAAUAGAUAAAUCAUUAAAACCAACUAAUAAUUUAUUGACAAUUAAAAGUAUAUUAAUAAGAUAUGCAAUCAUUUUAAAUGAUAUAGAAAUCAUUAAAAUGUUAUACGACAAGUUAUCAAUUAGUUCAUUAGAUUGUAUUACUUUAGUUAGAGGUAUAGGUUCUGGAAUUGAAAAUAUUAAUUUUGAUGUUAAAAUAUUCGAUUUCUUUUUUUAUAAAUUAACAGAGAGAGAGAGAUUAAAUAUAAUCAAUAUCAUUAUCCAAAAUUAUCAACUAAUAAACUAUUUCAAGAAUAAUUAUCCAAUCGAUUAUAAAAAGUCUGUUUUAAAUUACAAAUUCCCAUCAAAAAAUAAUAAUUAUUUACCAAGAUUUUUGUGUGAGAAUUAUAAAGAUUUUGUAAAUAAAGAGAAUGAAAUUAAAUCAAGAUUUCAAGAUUUUAUUUUUAGAAGGGUAUUUUUUGGUUACAAAUUACCAAUCGUUUUUACUUUCCCAAAUAAUGAAGGUAUUGAAGUUGAACUUAAAAUCUGUCCAUAUAGACUUUAUAACUAUAAGAUGGUGUCAUCAGUUGCCCCUCAAUUAAAUUGGAUCCUACAAUAUAGAAGUCAAGAUAUUAAAGAUGGAACAUUACAAAUCACAUAUGAUAAAAUAUUAAUAACUCAAUAUCUUAGAAAUAAUAUUGAAGAAACCAUUUUAAAUGAUAAUAAUAAUUCAUAUUAUCAACAAGAAAGUGUGACUCCUUCAAUAUUAAACCAUUUAUUAGAAGAAAUCGCCAAAAGAGGUGAUAUUAAAACAAUUGAAUUCUUAAUUGAUCAAUUUAAAAAUAAUAAACCAUUUUUAGAUCAUACAAUAAAUCAUUCAAAAUCUUUUUCAUUGACAAACAACCAAAUUGAAAUUUAUAAUUAUUUGGAUAACAAAAAUUUAUUAAAUAAAUUCAUUUAUUAA